UGAAAAAACCAAUCGAAAGUUUAUUGGUAGCAGUGAAUUUCAUUCGAAAACACAAACAAAGCAUCGUUAGUUUAUUUUCCGUUUUUUCCCGCUCAGUGAAAACGUGAUUGCGUUGCUCUUAAAAUUAUUUCACUUAUAAAAUUAUUAUAUUCCUCCUAAACAAUCAAAGUUUUUGGACACUUUCUACCUGUAACUCUUCUUACUUGAUUUGGUAGACGUAACAAAACAAAUAGUCGAAUAAAAUAAACCUAAAAGACCAUGACGUCGUUUAGUUUUGGUGAGCUUCAACAUCAAUUGGAAGCUAGCACCACAAAUAACCAAACCGGGGUCUCAUUUAGUGGUAAAUCACUAAAAUUAAACUCUGAGCAGGAUGCCGAGGAGGUCUGCGAGGAGAUAAAGAAAUGCUCGCGAUUGGAUUACCUAGACCUGGAAGGUAACACACUGGGUCCGGAUGCUGCUAAAGCGAUAUCGGAAACCCUGGCGAGUCAUGGUGGUGCUCUAAAACGAGCAUUAUGGAAGGAUAUGUUUACCGGCAGAAUGAAAACAGAGAUUCCAAAGGCUUUGGAGUACUUGGGAAAUGGACUGAAUAUUGCUGGAGCACAUUUGGUUGAACUGGAUCUCAGUGACAAUGCAUUUGGACCAAUUGGUGUCCAGGGACUUGCUGCAUUAUUGAGUUCAAGCACGUGCUACACGCUCCAGGAGUUGAGGUUGAACAAUAACGGGCUGGGAAUAUCUGGAGGAAAGAUGUUGGCUAAAGCGUUGCUGGAUUGUCAUGCCAACAGUUCAAGAGAAGCUAAACCACUGGCACUGAGAGUGUUUAUUGCUGGCCGUAAUCGUCUGGAGAACGAGGGUGCAACCGCUUUGGCUGGUGUCUUUGCUAAACUUGGAACACUUGAAGAAGUUGUUAUGCCGCAGAAUGGAAUUUAUCAUCCGGGUGUGUCAGCCUUGGCUACUGGACUUUCAGCUAAUCCGGGAUUAAAAAUUUUGAAUUUGAAUGACAACACAGUUGGUCCUAAAGGCGCUCAAGCUCUUGCUGAUGUUCUGUCAAACUUUCCUGGUCUGGAGACGCUCAAUCUUGGAGAUUGUCUGCUUAAAUCCAAAGGAGCGAUGGUUAUUGCCAAUGCUUUGGGAGCUAGGGAUAGUCAUACGUCUCUGGUGGAGCUUAAUUUAGCGUUCAAUGAAAUAAAAACACGAGCUGUUGACACAUUGGCCCGCGCUACUAUUGAUAAAACUCAGCUGACAAGUCUGCAAUUGGAUGGUAACGCUUUUGGAGAAGCUGGCAGAAAUUCUUUACGUGAAUCACUAAAAAAUUACGACAGAAUCGAUUCCUUGGAGCCUCUUGAGGAAGAUGCGACCGAUGACGAGGAGAGUGGAGACGAUGAGAGUGAGUCUGAAGGCGAAGGUGAAGAUACGGAAAAAGAGGGCAGUGAAAACGAUGACAAAGGGGUUGAGAAUGGUCACGCAAAAGUUAACACAGUAAAUAACAUCCAAAUGUCAACUCUACCUAAAGCAAAAAAACCAGUUGAUGUCAAAGAGUUUUUAAAAGAACCUACUGGAGAAAAUUUCCUUUUGCUGGAAGGCGAUAAAGCAGCUAAACUUUUGGAUCAUGUUAAGAGUAUUGUCAAAGAAAAGAAUUCUCAAGACCCUCUGCAGUACAUUGACGAGUUACUGCCCGUUAUAAUGAAAGUCUCAGCUCUCUGCGGAAGCGGAUACGGAGAUAUUAGAGUUGAAGCUGAACAAUUGACAGACAAAUUGUAUUCCCAGCUUUUUGAUUAUGCGACAACCAAUCAACAGAUGUCUUAUGUCAACAAUAAUCUUCUCGUUGUCCUAGGGCUCAUCAAGGGUGAGAAUAAAAAUACAAAUAAAGCAGAUUGGAAUUUAGAAGGCUGCUUCAAAGCACUUGAGAAAGUAACUCAGCAAGAAUAUUUUCCACCGUUAACAAGAGCAACAUUGAAGCUCUUGAUCGAAAGAUCAUUUCCAACUAAAAGCAAAACCUAUGAUCCCUGCUAUGACGUAAAGAUGUCAUUAAAAACAAUUUUGGAUAGAUUACAGAAUACAUAAAAAAAAGUAAGAGUUUGAUUGAGCGAAUCGAUAUUUAAAAAAAAAAAAAAAUUUUACUUAUUAAUACUGAGUGCAGUGUUAUCACAGAGAUCUAUAUUUAUAUUAAAUAUGAUAAACUAAUUCAAAAUUCUUCAAUGUGUAGCAUAUUUUAUUCUAAAAUUAUUUGACGUUAAAGCUUUGUCGGCCCUAAUUACAUUUUAAAAGUUCAUGUAAAAUCAUCCAAUAAUAAUGACGGAAUAAAUUAAAAAUCAGGCCAAUUACCACAAAAAUUGAUUCAUAUAAUUAAAAAAAAAAAAAAAAAUACAUAUUUUUAUAUAAAUAGUUAUCGUUUAAAAGGUUUUAUUUGUUACAUCACAUAAACCAUCUUAAAAUGAAUAAUAAAUAUAAUAUUAAGUCUAAUGAAUAAAAUAAACAACCAUAAUUUUUAGCUUUGGAAGGCAAGGAUAAAAAGUUCCAAUUCUUUGUCGUCUAAAUAUUCUAUAACUUCUAAAAUGAUUUCACAUGGCAAUUGCGAAAGACGGUUAGAAGUAGAAAAACGUAUUUUUUUGCACUGGUUCAAAAGUUUAACUUUUUUUUGAGCUUGUCUGAUACGCGCUUUUAUUCUACGACCGAACUGCAUUCCUGGGAACGUCCAGCUAAGCUUUUUUGUAGAAAGAACGUUAAUAAAAUUUCCGACUCUUACAAGUUUUUCUAAUUCUUUGCUAGUCAGCAUAAGAAAAUUGUAAAACGAUAUACGUUUAUUACUCAAGUGAAUAAAAUCGUCCUUUAAAUUUCAAAAAUCCAUUUUACACGUUUCUAAAUACGGAUUCACCCCAGUUUCAUCUUCUUUAAUAAAUUUAUCCAUCAAUUCUAUUUCUUGUUUGGGUACAGUCGGAUCGUGAAAGUACUGUCUGCUAAGUAAAUCUUUUAAAAUAAUAUCUUGAGUUUGUAUUCUUAUCGGGGUCAAAUAACAUUUGGAUAUUCUACUUAGGUCAUUGCCAGGGCAGUCCGGGAAAUAACAAUAUUUCGAAGUUUGAGGUGUUACAGCGUUAUACAGAGCUUUUGAUUUAGAAACGGAAACUCCAUAUAAAAGCAGAAAUACCAAGAUAUAAUCACAAUGAUUAGCAGCCGCCAUAUUUACUAGGAAAUCUCUUGGAUUUUUGUUUAUCGUUCCUUCGAAAUCGAAUCCUCUUGAAAUUAAUGAAUCCAGCACAUCCAGCAAAAAAAGUAUGUAAGAAUAACGUCUUGAAGACGGUUACUUGUAAUUUUCGUAAUCUGCAAUUUCUCAUACGUCAUCCUUUGUACUUUACUAAAACAAUAGGGGCGUGUUCAGAAAUACACUCUGGAGAUGAAAAAUUACCUAUCCAGGUAUGAUUAGUACCUUUGUAAUGUUAAAUCGCACCUCUGGUUUCACCAGAGGAUACUUCUGAACGCAGGAGUUGAUAUUUCUCUUCCAGAGUGUGUUUCUGAACACGCCCUAGUAGUCUUAUGAAACUAAAGAAAAAAAAAAUAGACAAAAUAUUUAAUAACUUGAAAAAAACUUGCGCUUAUUAAAUAUAUAAAACUUUGCCGUAAAAAUAUUAUCUGAAAACUAUCAAUUAUUGUUAGUAACUUGCAAAAUUGUGUGAGAUCAUUUGUUUUGAAUACGUGCUAAAAAAUUUAUAUAUUGA
This is a messenger RNA of Microplitis mediator, 3710 nucleotides long. RefSeq names its product ran GTPase-activating protein 1 (gene RanGAP). The transcript is spliced from 4 exons. Gene Ontology annotation, molecular function: small GTPase binding; GTPase activator activity. Bases 259 to 2061 code for a protein of 600 amino acids. The record is from RefSeq and is a predicted model, not a curated record. Gene Ontology annotation, cellular component: cytosol; nucleus; perinuclear region of cytoplasm. Gene Ontology annotation, biological process: activation of GTPase activity; signal transduction; nucleocytoplasmic transport. NCBI's taxonomy places the organism in Eukaryota, Metazoa, Arthropoda, Insecta, Hymenoptera, Braconidae.